Messenger RNA from Vicugna pacos (alpaca), 1299 nucleotides. The record is from RefSeq and is a predicted model, not a curated record. Lineage: Eukaryota; Metazoa; Chordata; Mammalia; Artiodactyla; Camelidae.
ACGCGCUGCCGGCACGAGGUGGAGCAGGGCUGCGCCGUGCUGCGCGCCACCCCGCUGGCUGACAUGACCCCGCAGCUGCUGCUGGAGGUGUCGCAGGGCCUGUCGCGCAACCUCAAGUUCCUGACAGACGCGUGCGCCCUGGCCAGCGACAAGUCCCGGGACCGCUUUUCCCGCGAGCAGUUCAAGCUGGGCGUCAAGUGCAUGAGCACGAGCGCGUCGGCGCUGCUGGCCUGCGUGCGCGAAGUGAAGGUGGCGCCCAGCGAGCUGGCGCGGAGCCGCUGCGCGCUCUUCAGCGGGCCGCUGGUGCAGGCGGUCAGCGCCCUGGUGGGCUUCGCCACCGAGCCGCAGUUCCUGGGUCGCGCGGCGGCCGUGAGCGCCGAGGGCAAGGCGGUGCAGACCGCCAUCCUGGGCGGCGCCAUGAGCGUGGUGUCGGCCUGCGUGCUCCUGACCCAGUGCCUCAGGGAUCUGGCGCAGCACCCGGACGGGGGCGCCAAGAUGUCGGACCACAGGGAGAGGCUGAGGAACUCGGCCUGCGCCGUGUCUGAAGGCUGCACCCUGCUAUCUCAGGCUUUAAGGGAGAGGUCUUCGCCCAGGACUUUACCGCCAGUGAAUUCCAAUUCUGUGAAUUAGCAACCCCCGGCCCCACCAUCCCUUUCUUCCACCCCCAGGCUGAAGGAAGAUACUUAUUCUUUAUCCCUCUCCAUUUAUACCAAAGAAAUCAAAGGUGAAGCUUCCCCCCAACCCCCUCCCGCCCCCCCCCAUGUUAAAUGCGCGAGAAGAAUCUUCCAGAAGGCAGGGCCAUGCCUCCCAUUAACGCACGCACUCGGAGGGCCCCGGUACCCACCAGCGCAGACACAGUAGGGACCAGGAGAUGGAAGAUGUGUGAUCUGCUGGUUGCAGAAUCACCCCCAACCCCUCCCCCAGCUCCUCUUCCGGAAUUCCUCAACUAAAUUUUAUUAAUUGGGCAGGAAGGAGGUCAUGGGUUCAUUUCUUUUUUGGUCUCCCCACCCCCCUAAUUAAAAGAAAGGUUACCUCAGUUUUCACUCCUUAGACAUGGAUGUAGCUACCUUUUUUGUAUGUUGUUAUUUUUUUAAGCAAUCGUGUUGGAUUAGGCGUAUAUUUGGUAUGGAAAGAGUAUGACAUUGCCAUGUGAUUUGCAAACGGGGGGAAAAGCUACUGUGAGUGUGUGUUUUAUUUUUUAAUUUACACUAUAGAGUGAUUUUUUCCCCCCUAAUGUCAAGUUUUUACCUUGCAUGUACUGGAGUAUUUAUUUCAUCUAUUAAAAUGUUAUGUUUCUCA